Molecule: messenger RNA, 1868 nt
Organism: Marmota monax (woodchuck)
Lineage: Eukaryota; Metazoa; Chordata; Mammalia; Rodentia; Sciuridae
Gene: Dok5
Product: docking protein 5
Exons: 8
Coding region: 278-1198 (306 amino acids)
Biological process (GO): cell surface receptor protein tyrosine kinase signaling pathway; positive regulation of MAPK cascade
Cellular component (GO): cytoplasm
Source: RefSeq, a predicted model, not a curated record
CCCCUGGCCGGCCGGGGUGGAGUCAGCUGACGCCGGCGCUCCAGCCUCGCCUCCCCGCGCCGCGCUCCCCAAAGUGGCUGCGAGCCGGCCGCCCACUUUCAGGGUUGGGGGACACGGAAAGUGAUGCACGCCUCCUGACGCCUGGCCGAGCCACAGCCCGAGCAGCUCGCCUCUUCAACUUUCUCCCCCAGCUCUUUCUCUCCACCCUGCCCUAAGCCCUCCCCGGAGCCGCUUGGGGUGCGUGCUCUUGGCUAAGGGGGGUCAGCGGCUGUCUGGGAUGGCUUCCAAUUUUAAUGACAUAGUGAAGCAAGGGUACGUGAGGAUCCGGAGCAGGCGCCUAGGGAUUUAUCAACGAUGCUGGUUAGUGUUCAAGAAAGCUUCAAGCAAGGGUCCAAAAAGACUGGAGAAGUUUUCCGAUGAACGUGCUGCAUAUUUUAGGUGUUAUCAUAAGGUGACGGAGCUCAACAACGUGAAGAACGUGGCUCGAUUGCCGAAGAGCACCAAGAAGCAUGCCAUAGGGAUUUAUUUCAAUGACGACACCUCCAAGACAUUUGCUUGCGAAUCAGAUCUUGAGGCAGAUGAAUGGUGCAGAGUCCUCCAGAUGGAGUGUGUGGGGACACGGAUCAAUGACAUCAGCCUGGGAGAGCCUGACCUCCUGGCCACGGGGGUGGAGAGAGAACAGAGCGAGAGAUUCAAUGUGUAUUUGAUGCCAUCUCCUAACUUAGAUGUACAUGGCGAAUGUGCCUUGCAGAUUACAUCUGAGUACAUCUGUCUUUGGGACGUCCAGAAUCCCAGAGUCAAACUCAUCUCUUGGCCGCUAAGCGCCCUGCGGCGGUAUGGACGUGACACCACGUGGUUCACUUUUGAGGCAGGGAGGAUGUGUGAGACUGGUGAAGGGCUGUUUAUCUUUCAAACACGUGAUGGAGAGGCCAUCUAUCAGAAAGUCCACUCUGCUGCUCUGGCCAUAGCGGAACAGCAUGAGCGCCUGCUACAGAGCGUGAAAAAUUCCAUGCUCCAGGUGAAGAUGAGCGAGCGGGCCUCCUCUCUGAGCACCAUGGUGCCCCUGCCGCGCAGCGCCUACUGGCAGCACAUCACGCGGCAGCGCAGCACGGGCCAGCUCUACCGCCUGCAGGAUGUCUCCAGCCCUCUGAAGCUUCACCGGACAGAGACUUUUCCUGCCUACCGGUCUGAGCACUGACGGUAGCUGCAAAGAAUUGUUAGCACACUUAUGAUGAGUGAGCCACAGAUCCACGCAGGAGGCCACAGAAUGGUGGCAAGGGAAGUCACAAGGAAGGAAAGAAGCCUGGUGUCCUGGCUCAUUGUGUGGUCACGGGAAACUCUGCAAUACAAUACAUUUUUUUUCCUUUUCCUUUUCUUUUCCUUUAUUAAAAAAAAAAAAGUCUUAGCCUGAUUGAACAUGCUCUAUAGAUACCGACUUCCCCCUUCUUUACAGCUGGAUGGAAAGAAGUCAAUGCCACAAAGUGACUUUCUAUCGUAGACACCUUGUCCCUUGCUCUUCUCUGCCUCUGUCUUUUUUGUGGAUUUGUGUGAUUUUCCUUCUGUUUCAAUUGUAUGGCAGUCAGUAUCGACAAUAAAAUGGCUCUUAAUUAUUUGAUAUUUGUUUACACCCUACACCUCAGUUACUGAUACUGUGGUUAACUACUGGAAUCAUAUUUGAUUGUAUUACCCAUUUGUCAAAUCAGUGUUUGGACUCACCCUCCACCUGCUAUGUUCAGAACUAGACUUCCAAGAACCCCUUUAUUAUUGUUUACAAGGUACAGUUUCUCUCCUUUCAUCACCCUUUUUAAAGCCUUUAUUUUGUUGGAGUACCUUCAUAAAACAUUUUAAAAUAAAAAGAUCAUUCUUCA